AUGGAGGAAUAUAUAAGCAUUGAUGAAUUUGAUUGUGGGGAAAGUAGCAGUACUACUGAAGUGCAAAAUAGCGAAGCAGGAAACAGUGCCUCACAAGCUACUUUAGAGAACAGUAACCCUGCUACUAAAUCUAAAGUGGUACAGAAACGUCGAGCGAAAAACCCGCCGGAAUUACAGGAAGCCAGCAAGCAGAUGAGCGCUGCAUUCAAUACAUUAAAUAGUGUGUUGCAAACCAAGAAAAAUACAGCAGAUAAAGAAAACGAUGACGCUGAUUUGUUUUGUAAACUUCUGGCAAAACAGCUCAAGGAUUUCCCUAAAGACGAAAGAGAAGAGAUAAUGUACGAAAUACAUGGAUUAAUAUUAAAUAAACGUCGUCACUGCCGCGGCCGAGACUUUCAUCCCAUUAUUUCGCCUUCUAUUUACAAUCGCAGUUCAUCAGCACACAGCUCUUCGUACUCGCAUGAAUCGCUCCCACGAAACAUUAUUUCUCCGGACUCACCCAUUUUUCAACAGUCUUCUUUCUACUCUGAUACUUCUCCGCAUAUAAUAAUCAAUCGCCCUUCAUCAUCACGCAGCUCCUACACUAUACCAACGCCACCACAAAAUUUCAAUCAAGAGAGAUCACAUCAGACGUUACCUGUUGAUCAACAGCCUACUCUAUACUGUUAUACUUCUCCUUCGCAAAUGUUAAUUAACCGCCCUUCAUCAUCACGCAGCUCCUACAUUACACCAACGCUUCCACAAAACUUUAAUCAAGAAAUAUCGCAUGAGAGUCCUCACAAUGUUCGGAUACUAUCUCAGGAGACGUUACAACUUAGAAAAAAUAACACCUUGCAAGAAGCAUUUGAAAAAGCGACAACGGAACAAGAAUGA
Messenger RNA from Parnassius apollo (apollo), 873 nucleotides. Lineage: Eukaryota; Metazoa; Arthropoda; Insecta; Lepidoptera; Papilionidae. The record is from the annotation of a GenBank genome assembly.